Molecule: messenger RNA, 1146 nt
Organism: Scedosporium apiospermum
Lineage: Eukaryota; Fungi; Ascomycota; Sordariomycetes; Microascales; Microascaceae
Product: Isocitrate dehydrogenase [NAD] subunit 1, mitochondrial
Exons: 3
Coding region: 1-1146 (381 amino acids)
Biological process (GO): tricarboxylic acid cycle; isocitrate metabolic process
Cellular component (GO): mitochondrion
Molecular function (GO): NAD binding; isocitrate dehydrogenase (NAD+) activity; magnesium ion binding
Source: RefSeq, a predicted model, not a curated record
AUGUUUGCUCGUGGACAAUCGACGGCGUCGCAGCUGGUGCGAGCCACCACUCGACAGCCCUUCCUCGCCCGCGCCAACUCGACCUUCCAGGUUGGCGCCGUCAACCCCGUCAGGACCGGCGGAAAGUACACAGUAACCCUCAUUCCCGGUGACGGUAUCGGCGCCGAAGUCGCCGAGAGCGUCAAGACCGUCUUCAAGGCCGAGAAUGCCCCCGUGCAGUGGGAGGAGAUUGACAUCACCACCCUCGAGACCCCCGUCGAGCGCACCGAGUCCAUGUUCCACGAGUGCGUAAACUCCCUUAGCCGCAACAAGAUCGGUCUCAAGGGUAUCCUCCACACCCCCAUCUCCCGAUCCGGCCACCAGAGCUUCAACGUCGCCAUGCGCCAGCACCUCGACAUCUACGCCUCCGUCAGCAUGAUCAAGAACAUCCCCGGCUACAAGACGCGCCACGACGGUGUUGACAUGUGCAUCAUCCGUGAGAACACCGAGGGCGAGUACUCCGGCCUCGAGCACCAGAGCGUUCCCGGCGUUGUCGAGUCGCUCAAGAUUAUCACCCGCAAGCAAUCCGAGCGCAUCGCCCGCUUUGCUUUUGACUUUGCCAAGGCCAACCAGCGCAAGAAGGUUACUUGUAUCCACAAGGCCAACAUCAUGAAGCUUUCCGAUGGUCUUUUCCGAAGCGCUUUCCACAAGGUCUCCGAGGGCUACUCCGGCCUCGAGGUCAACGACAUGAUUGUCGAUAACGCCUCUAUGCAGUGCGUCAGCAGGCCCCAGCAGUUCGACGUCCUCGUUACCCCCAACCUUUACGGCAGCGUCCUCUCCAACAUCGGUGCUGCCCUUGUCGGUGGCCCUGGUGUUGUCCCUGGCUGCAACAUGGGAGAUGAUAUUGCCGUCUUCGAGCCCGGUUGCCGUCACGUCGGUCUUGACAUUAAGGGCAAGGACCAGGCUAACCCCACUGCCAUGCUCCUCUCCGGUGUCCUCAUGCUCCGACACCUCGGUCUCCACGAGCACGCCGACCCCAUCGAGAAGGCUGUCUACGAUGUUAUUGCCGAGGGCAAGUUCCUCACUCGCGACAUGGGCGGCCAGGCCUCCACUCUCGAGUUCACCAAGGCGAUCCUCGACAAGCUCGAGCAGGUCCACAAGGAGUAA